AUGGAGCAGCUCCUCCGGCGAGAGCUCAAAACAUGGCAGAAAGCCUUCAAGGCGCAACACGGGCGAGACCCAACCAAGCGAGACAUCCUCGCGGACCCGGGCAUCGCGGGCACCUACGACACAUGGCAAGCUGUUGGUGGCGACGCUGCUGCCAAGCCGAAACCGAGACGUAGCGAUGCACCAUCGAGCUCAAAGCGGCGAUUGAACGAGGAGGCGGUGCCGUCGAGCUCGAAGCAGCGCCUGGACGAGGUGAUUAGAACACCAUCCAAACGAAAGGUGCUAAAGGACGCAGGGACGCCAUCCAAACGACCCUCAGUGAAGGACGCAGGUACGCCGUCGCGGAAUCCAUUUCGCACACCAACAAAGCCCUCGGCAACACCGGGCAAGAGUCGCAACCCCUUCGCCUCACCCUCCAAGCCUUCUCCCGCCAGCCCAGCGCGCUCGCUUAUCGAAGUCGACCUCACGCCCACCAAGCCCUUUCUCCAACGCAACAGCUUUACACCGACCAAAUCACCCUCCGCAGCGCAGUACAUUACUUCUUCUCCCUCAAAACUGCGGAGCACUCUCCAGACUCGCACACCGACAAAGUCGCCUUCCCGCCGUACACCGAGCGACGCAGCGCUGAACGCGGCCCUGGCAGUGUACACGCCGCGCACGAAAGCGCGCAAGCGACUGCGGGGCGAGGACGUACCACCCACUCCAAACCGGCGGGUCGUAUCCGGCCCAGGCGUGGGGGCGCAAACAGAGCCGCGAGCGGUGCAAAAGGGCUUGAGUGCAUUCGGCUUCGCCUCUAAUCGCAAGGUCAAAGGGAGGGCAAGCGAUCCUGCCCCCUCCUCCGGUAUCUUCGGUCGAGCCCGCGGUGCAACGCGAAACAACGAGAAACACUCCAGAGAAGAAGAAGAGGAAAUGCAGUCCCCACACAAAGCGACGAGAUCAGCCUCGAAGUUCCGACCGCUUUUCGCGUCGCCUGCACGCGCCGAUCGGCUCGGGGCGUCGUUUGCCGCGCGUGGCAGCCUUCCCUCCUCGGACGAUGAGAUCAUGGACGAUGCGCCGAGCACGGCUGUGGGCGGGCUGUUUGCGGCGCAUGUGGCGAGGCGACGUGCGCGCGAGGCCGGAUCGACCGUGGACGAGGAAGGGCUGGGGAAGAAGCAUAAGAUUCGCGCAGCGACACAGCUGCCCCAGAGCAGUGACGAUGAGGAGGCGGGGUUGGCAUCGAGCAGUCCCGCACGCUACCGCGCUUCGUCGCCGCACACAGAGCUCACCGUGCCGAGCAGCACCGUCCGCCCCUGCACCGCUUCCAAAUUCGAUCCCAACAACAGUCCCACUCGAGCCCUCAGCUCGAACCACAACAACAAAGAUGCAAAAGCAGUGGAGAACAGAACUGGUGUGGAAACGUGGCGCAAAGUGCACCGAGUCGAGCUGUCGGACGAAGACGAGCCGCGAACCAUCUCCAUCACUCCCUAUCAACUGUACCCGCAACGCGCCUCCUCUCCGCUCUCCGACGGCGAACAAGACUACUCGCUUCCGACAUCCGUCAAAUCGGGAAUGUAUGCAGUCGACCUUCUCGCCUCACCCAAGAGCGACGCCGAGGAUUUCUCAGCCAAUGGGCUUGCAGGUCUGCAGCUCUCGCCCGUACGACAUGCGCCCAGCGCCAAACGCGAACGUCAGCAAAAGGAUCGGCUGUUGAACGGCAUCUUCGACCCCACCGCGGCAAGCAGGAAGAGGAGGAUCCCAAAGACGUUCAAUCCCGAAGCUAGGUUCGGCACGCUACAGCCGUCCGCGACACACAGCGAUGGCGAGAUCGAUGGCCAUGCUUCAGAAGAAGGAGAUGGCGGUGCACCUCCAGCAGACGAUGAUGACGACGACGAUUGGCAACAGGAGGUCGAGGAGGACUUCACCUUCCUCGACUCCGAGAUCGAGCUGCAAGAUGUCGCGUAA
Molecule: messenger RNA, 1938 nt
Organism: Kalmanozyma brasiliensis GHG001
Lineage: Eukaryota; Fungi; Basidiomycota; Ustilaginomycetes; Ustilaginales
Product: DNA replication/checkpoint protein
Exons: 1
Coding region: 1-1938 (645 amino acids)
Biological process (GO): DNA replication initiation; double-strand break repair via break-induced replication; mitotic DNA replication preinitiation complex assembly
Cellular component (GO): DNA replication preinitiation complex
Molecular function (GO): DNA replication origin binding; single-stranded DNA binding
Source: RefSeq, a predicted model, not a curated record